AUGAUAGGCAGUUCCAGAAAACCUUCGAGAAGAAUGCCAAGCAGUGAUUUGCUUGAUCCAGAAGCGUCAGACAAAUGGGAGAACUGCCGACCUAGAGCGUCCUUGAUUUUCGGUAUCUUGUUUCCCAUCCCCAUGAUCCAUGAUCAUGAUCAUGACACGAGGAAGUUUUUGGCGAAAACAUCACCACACCAUAUCAUGACGCAUCUUGUUCCCGUGCAGUCUCCAUCACGGUUCAUCCAUGUCUAUGGUUUAAUUUUCUAG
This is a messenger RNA of Fusarium verticillioides 7600, 261 nucleotides long. RefSeq lists its product as hypothetical. The record is from RefSeq and is a predicted model, not a curated record. The coding region runs from base 1 to 261 and encodes 86 amino acids. The transcript has a single exon. NCBI's taxonomy places the organism in Eukaryota, Fungi, Ascomycota, Sordariomycetes, Hypocreales, Nectriaceae.